GAAUUGCGACAUCUCUUCACUUCUUUUAAAUACAUGAUGGAUACUGUGAAGACAUCCCAGAAUAAAAACGAAGAAUUAAUCUGUUAUUGGAAAGAUUGUAUGAAACCUUUUCCAAACCAUGACUCUUUGAGUCAACAUUUAUCUGAAGAUCAUAUUGGUUGGAAAAAAGGGGAAUACUUUUGCGAAUGGACCAACUGUGCGCGAAAAGGCGUCAAGUGCCAUAAUAGAUUUGCUCUCAUGAUGCAUUUACGUAUUCAUACGGGUGAAAAGCCUUUUGAAUGUGAUAUUGAUGGAUGUGGUAUGAAUUUCGGACGUAUGGAUGCUCUUUCUAGACACAAAAAGGCAGAACAUGGACUAGAUUCUCAAACAGAUGGACCCAAAAAGGGAACGAUAAUACAAGAUUCCAAAGUGACAACAGUAGCACCAAGUCCUCGUACUCUUAGCAAGAAGCGAAAGAUGGUACGCGAAGAUCAUUCUGAAAAGCAUAAACGGGGAAAACCAGAUACUGGAAGACAGCCAUCAAGUGAUAUGGAUGAUUCUGAAGAUUUGGAUACAUAUGAAGCACCAGCUUCAUUAUCUUUAGGUGCCACGACAAGUACGCAUACCCCACAAUAUCAGCAGGAUCAACAACAACAGCAACUACAACAAUCACAACAACAACUGCAACUACAACAACAGCAACAACAGCAACGCAAUACACAUUCAUCAUCAACAACAUCCUCCUCUUCUGGAUUGUCUCCUCAACAUAAAUACAAAAUCGCUAAAGCCAAACUACAGUAUAUCUUGCGGGAAAAUGAGAUGCUAAAUGAUGAAUGGAUCUCAUUACAGCGACGACUCAAUCGACUACAAACAGAACGAAGGGUAUUGCUAGAUGCAUUGAUGACAGCUGAAGAUGAUCAAGAUGGUGAUGCUCUUUCAAUUGAUGAAGAAGAUGACGACGAUAUGGACGACGAUCUGACAAUCAAGAGACAUGAUCCCAAUGUAGACAUUCCAAUCAUAGUAGAAUCAAGUCGUCGAAACAAUGGAUUUGUAGCAUAGUUAUUAAUUCUUUAUUUUAUAUAUCUUCCUUUUAUCAUCAUCCAUACCUCAAAACUUUGUUUUACAAAGUGCUUGACUUUUUUUUUUUUUAUUUUACUGUCAACACUGCCAGACAACCAACACAAUUACACAGAAUCACAUACGCAACCGCACACAUGAUCACACACAAAUAUAUAUAUAUAUAUAUAUAAUUACACUCUUUAUUAUCUGAUUUCACCAAUAAAAAAAACAAUAAAU
Molecule: messenger RNA, 1275 nt
Organism: Halteromyces radiatus
Lineage: Eukaryota; Fungi; Mucoromycota; Mucoromycetes; Mucorales; Cunninghamellaceae
Exons: 3
Coding region: 34-1038 (334 amino acids)
Biological process (GO): regulation of transcription by RNA polymerase II
Cellular component (GO): nucleus
Molecular function (GO): RNA polymerase II cis-regulatory region sequence-specific DNA binding; DNA-binding transcription factor activity, RNA polymerase II-specific
Source: RefSeq, a predicted model, not a curated record